This is a messenger RNA of Penicillium maclennaniae, 1857 nucleotides long. Its product is annotated as DUF2985 domain-containing protein. The transcript has 4 exons. The record is from RefSeq and is a predicted model, not a curated record. Bases 1 to 1857 code for a protein of 618 amino acids. Lineage: Eukaryota; Fungi; Ascomycota; Eurotiomycetes; Eurotiales; Aspergillaceae.
AUGGAUCGAGAUCGCAUUGAGCCCUUCUCGCUUGCAGGGGAAUCCGAGUCGCAACCUUCUGAACCCUUUCCCGAGUCUUCAUUCGUUCCUCCGAGGAGGCCACCGCUGGCAACGCUGCGUACUCGCGGCGAUUCGAAUCGCCCGCGUCGUCCUAGUAUCCGGAUCUCGCGCUUGGGUUCCUUCUCCUCCUUGGACACCAUCAACUCGCAGCAAGCGGAACAACCCGGGCUCUCGACCUCUCGCCACCCGACCAUACAAUCUCCUGUCACUGAAGAAGAUGAGUCCAUCCACGGUCGCCGACGCAGUAGCUCUGAGCCGCGCCCAGGGCGAUGGUCAUCCCCUCCGAACACACUUCAGCAGGUGGCAACACCUAUCCGGAUGACGCCCUUGUCGGAAGAAUCAUCCCGUCAGAGCCCGGUGCCACUCACUCCAACGCAGAGUGUAGGUGAGCAGCAUGCACCCGAGUAUCUCGAGCCGCCGCCUGCCGUGCUGGAACGACCAGCUUCUCGGAAUGUGCUGCGACGCACAAGUCAAGCGGCACUCAAUCGCUUCUCCCGUAAUCGGGCAUCAACCGUUUCAGGAGCCGCCCCGCCGGCCACGCAAGAGGAGCAACGCAGGUACGAGUACGCGCCUCAAGUAGUUGAUGUACUGGAUGUCAUCGAUCCUGAGGUUUCUGCCUUGUCUACCCUUACGAAUGUUCAGAACUCACUGUUUGUGCCUAACCUGGGUGGUUGGGUCAACCGCAUGCCCACCUACCAGCUCACGCGACACCCACCUUCUUCGGACGAAGAGCAGGGAACAACAACGGACGAAGCUGAAGCGGACUUGUCCGAAGACAGGAUACUUCAACAACGGCCGCGAUUGGAUCAGCUUCGUCCGUUUACGAGUAUGUCUUCCGUAUUGCCGGGUCCUCGCUACGCUGUACUGCCCGAAGACCAUGGGCUUGAGGGAUGGACACGGGAAGACUUUAUGGAGCUCAAUGAUCAUGUUCGACACAUGCUGCAUUCCCGUCGCUCAAAGUUCAAGCGGGCAAUGAAGGGCUUUGGACAAUACGUCCGAAAGCCGCUGGGUUUCCUCGUUACACUUUACGCAACCCUGAUCACUCUAUUUGGUCUCGCAUGGGUGCUUUUCUUGAUCGGCUGGAUUAACGUCGGUGGAAGACAAUCCUACCUCAUCAACGUCAUCGACAAUAUUCUGGUCGCACUCUUCGCCAUCAUGGGUGAUGGAUUGGCUCCCUUCCGAGCCGUGGACACUUAUCAUAUGUGCUUUAUCGCGCAUUACACAUUUUUGACGUGGAAGAUCCGCCGCAAGAAGGCGCUUCCCGAUUUGAAAGACAAGAAUGAUCUGCCAGAAACCAAAGAAAAGGACGUGGAUGUCGAGUUUGGAGACACGCCCAAAGAGGAUGAGUAUGAAUACACUGUUCUCGACGCCCGCCAGCAGCAGCGCUUGGAACACCACCAGCAGAAAUUUGCGAAGUCCCAUACGUUCUAUAAACCCCACGAAACGAUGACCCAUCAUGCUUUCCCCAUGCAGCUACUCAUCGCUAUUGUUGUCAUCCUCGACUGUCAUUCGCUCCUUCAAAUGGCUCUGGGCGCCUGCACCUGGAGCAUGGAAUCCCCGGGGGAGCGUCCAUUUGCUUUGACUACAGUCAUCCUUUGCUGCUCCAUCACCUGCAAUAUCACGGGUGGUGUGAUGAUCAUGAUUGGUGACCGACGAGCCCGAAAGAAGGACGUCGUGGAACGUCUUUUCCGACAGCAGUUGACUGAGGAAGCUAUGAAGAAGAUGGAGAAGAAGAAAGUCAAGGAGGAGCGCAAGAGUAUGCAGCAGGACCGCACCGAGUCGUUCCCCGAUGCUUAA